This is a messenger RNA of Toxotes jaculatrix (banded archerfish), 1866 nucleotides long. RefSeq names its product ST13 Hsp70 interacting protein (gene st13). Gene Ontology annotation, molecular function: Hsp70 protein binding; protein dimerization activity. Lineage: Eukaryota; Metazoa; Chordata; Actinopteri; Toxotidae. Bases 165 to 1241 code for a protein of 358 amino acids. The transcript has 13 exons. The record is from RefSeq and is a predicted model, not a curated record.
UCUGUCCCACAACUCGCCUGAAUGAAAACAGAGGAGCGACGUCACUACCAGUGAAGCUGUGGCGAUAAAAGUCUCUUGCAGCCUUCCUCUGUGGUGCUUCUUCUCGGGUGUCAACGGUGUACGUCUUUGAUCAGCGCACUGUGUGCUGGACGUGACAGAGCAGCAUGGACCCACGAAAAGUGGCAGAGUUGAAGAGCUUCGUGCAGCUGUGCGAGUCCAAUCCCGCGAUCCUGCACCUUCCAGAGAUGAGCUUCUUCCGGACCUGGCUGCUGAGCAUGGGUGCAAAGAUCCCUCCAACACCCAAGACAGAGGAUUCAUGCCAGGGUGGCUGUCCUUGUGGUCCUCCUCCUACAUCCGCUUCACCUCCUGAGCCCGAGCCUCCAGUACUGUCCGAGAGCGAGGAGAGUGAAAUAGAAAUUGACAAAGACGGAGUGAUUGAGCCAGACAACGAUGAACCUCAGGAGAUGGGAGAGACUGAAAACACUGAGGUCACAGAUGAGAUGAUGGACCAGGCCAAUGAGAAGAAGAUAGAGGCCAUUAAUGCUCUGGGAGAAGGUGAUCUGCAGAAAGCUCUGGAUCUUUUCACUGAAGCCAUCAAGCUGAACCCUUGCCUAGCCAUCCUGUAUGCCAAGAGGGCAAGUGUCUACAUCCAGAUGCAGAAACCCAACGCAGCCAUAAGAGACUGUGACAGAGCCAUCAGCAUCAACCCAGACUCUGCACAGCCUUACAAGUGGAGGGGAAAAGCUCACAGGCUGCUGGGCCACUGGGAGGAGGCAGCCAGGGACCUGGCCACAGCCUGUAAACUGGACUAUGACGAGGACGCCAGUGCGAUGCUGAAGGAGGUCCAGCCUAAGGCCAACAAAAUCAUGGAGCACAGACGCAAAUACGAGCGCAAGAGAGAGGAGAAGGAGAUCAGAGAGAAACAGGAGCGGAUAAAGAAAGCGAGAGAGGAACAUGUGCGGGCUCAGAGGCAGGAGGAAGAGGCGCGACAGUUCGGAGGGCCUGGGUUCUUCCCAGGUGCUGCUGGGUUCCCAGGCGGAGCCCCUGCUGGCAUGCCAGGUCUCGGUGAACUCCUGAAGGAUCCUGAAUUGCUCAACGCCAUGAAGGACCCUGAGGUGAUGGCUGCCUUCCAGGAUGUGGCGCAGAACCCAUCCAACAUCUCCAAGUACCAGAACAACCCCAAAAUCAUGGCCCUCGUCACCAAGCUGAGUGCCAAAUUUGGAGCUCCACCGCAGCCAUAGACAGGAAAGGACUAAAGUGGAGAGGAGAGGGGAGGGGGGAAUGGAUACGUGGUGAAAACAAUCUGGAGAGCCACAAACGCUUUUCAACAAUUAUUCCACUGUGUGCAGAUCAAACAUGGGAGCAGGUGACACAUUACUUGGUGUGAUGUAGAGAAAAGUGGGGCUACUUUUUAAAUGUUCUUAAUCGGCCUGUUAGCACUUAGCAACGUCUCAACAAAGCAACCCGAUGGUUAGGAGUCAGGUCUGAUACUUAGACAACCCCUCUGACGCGUCUCAGCUGGGACCUCACUUAACCACAGGUUAACCUUUAUUAACCUGUAUCUGGAAAACCUAAACUGGGAGCUCCCGCAUUAAGACGCUAGCUCACAAACAUUUUUACAGCCAUUUAAUACAUGGUGAUGGUUUAGCUACUGGGUUUUUUUUUGUUUCUCUCUGAACAGAGCCGAACUCUCACAUACAACUGUCAGCACUUUUUGUUAACAUAUCUAUUACUAUUACAAAUGCAAAAAAAACAAACAAAAAAAACCAAAAAAAAAAACGUACUGAUCCUGAUGUCUGACCCUGUUGGAAAAAUAAUGAUUCACAAUAAUAAAACCUCUGUUGCUGCAAAACAGGUUGGACAUUC